GGUUAUUAAAGUGGGUUGGAGGAACGGAGAGAGGUACACAGUAUAUAAAGUAGUGUAUACCUCCUCCUCUUUUGCUAGCUAUUUCAUCAAAUACAAAUACAAAUACAAACUCAAUUCCUCAUCUUCAGCUAUACAAUAACCAAUCCUACGCAAACCUCGCAAUUAUAUAUACAUAAAUCACAAUGGGACUCAUCAGCAAAGUAAUCCACAAGGUCGAGGGAAAGCACGAGCACGAGCAUAACCAAGGUCCUCCUCCCCAACAACACCACAUGGGCGGUAACGGAGGUCCCCAAGGUGGAUACGGAGGCCAACAGGGCGGAUUUGGCGGUCCUGGUGGUCCACAAGGAGGAUACGGAGGACCCGGUGGUGAACAUCACGGUAGCGGACAUCAAGGAGGUGGAUUUGGCGGACCGGGCGGACACCAAGGAGGAGGAGGAUUCGGUGGCGAGCACCACCACGGAGGCGGACACCAAGGAGGUGGAUUUGGAGGACCAGGCGGCCAUCAAGGUGGAGGUGGAUUUGGCGGGCCAGGUGGUGAACACCAUGGCGGAGGAGGAUUUGGAGGAGAGAGAGGUGGACACGGUGGUGGUGGACGAGGAGGACAUGGUGGAUUUUAAGUUUUGAAGUCUUGAGGAGAGAGAUGAAGGGGCAUUAUGAUACCAAUUUAGUUUGUUUUCUUGACUCGUCUUUUAUGGUACAAUGAAUAUAUGUAUUUUGUCA
Messenger RNA from Botrytis cinerea B05.10, 720 nucleotides. RefSeq lists its product as hypothetical. NCBI's taxonomy places the organism in Eukaryota, Fungi, Ascomycota, Leotiomycetes, Helotiales, Sclerotiniaceae. The record is from RefSeq and is a predicted model, not a curated record. Bases 183 to 617 code for a protein of 144 amino acids. The transcript is spliced from 2 exons.